AUGGUUCUUGCGGAUUUAGGACGCAAAAUAACAUCUGCGCUUCGAUCCCUCAGUAAUGCAACUGUCAUCAAUGAAGAGGUUUUAAAUUCUAUGCUAAAAGAGAUAUGUGCGGCAUUACUUGAAGCAGAUGUUAAUAUUAGGCUUGUCAAGAAGCUUAGAGAAAAUGUACGCCUUGUCAUUGAUUUUGAUGAUAUGGCCGGUGGUCUCAAUAAGAGACGGAUGAUACAAAGCGCUGUAUUCAAAGAGCUUGUUAAGCUGAUUGAUCCUGGAGUUAAAGCGUAUCAGCCAAUAAAAGGACGGCCGAACAUAAUCAUGUUUGUUGGUCUGCAAGGUUCAGGAAAAACAACCACUUGUACAAAGCUUGCUUAUCAUUAUUUGAAGAAAAACUGGAAAGCAUGUUUAGUCUGUGCAGAUACUUUUCGUGCUGGUGCAUAUGAUCAGAUAAAACAAAAUGCAACAAAAGCCAGAAUUCCAUUUUAUGGAAGUUAUACUGAGGUAGAUCCAGUUACAAUAGCACAAGAUGGUGUGGAGAUGUUUAAAAAGGAAGGCUAUGAAAUUAUUAUUGUUGACACUAGUGGUAGACAUAAGCAAGAAGAGUCCUUGUUCGAAGAAAUGCUUCAAGUCGCAAAUGCAAUACAACCAGAUAAUAUAAUAUUCGUGAUGGACGCAACAAUAGGUCAAGCUUGUGAAGCUCAAGCAAAAGCUUUUAAAGAACGUGUUAAUGUAGGUUCUAUCAUUAUCACAAAACUUGAUGGACAUGCGAAAGGAGGUGGUGCUCUUUCAGCGGUUGCCGCAACACAGAGUCCAGUAAUCUUCAUAGGUACUGGAGAGCACAUAGAUGAUCUAGAACCUUUCAAAACAAAACCUUUCAUUAGUAAAUUAUUGGGUAUGGGAGAUAUUGAAGGACUCAUAGACAAAGUGAAUGAAUUAAACCUUGAUGACAAUGAGGAACUGUUGGAAAAAAUCAAACAUGGACAAUUUACUUUGAGGGACAUGUAUGAACAGUUCCAAAAUAUAAUGAAAAUGGGACCAUUUUCUCAAUUAAUGGGAAUGAUUCCAGGCUUCAGUCAGGAUUUUAUGUCGAAAGGUACAGAACAAGAUUCAAUGGCGAGAUUAAAACGUUUAAUGACGAUUAUGGAUAGUAUGAACGAUUCAGAAUUGGAUAAUAGGGAUGGUGCAAAAUUAUUUAGUAAACAGCCAGGUAGAGUAAUAAGAGUGGCACAAGGUUCCGGAGUGACCGAGAAAGAAGUGAAAGAUUUAAUUACGCAAUAUACAAAAUUCGCCGCGGUUGUAAAGAAAAUGGGUGGUAUUAAAGGCUUGUUCAAAGCAGGCGAUAUGUCGAAAAAUGUAAACUCAUUACAAAUGGCGAAGUUCAAUCAUCAAAUGGCAAAAAUGAUGGAUCCAAGAGUUCUUCAUCAAAUGGGUGGUAUGCCAGGAUUGCAAAAUAUAAUGAAACAACUUCAACAGGGCGCAGCAGGAGGACUUGGAAAUUUAAUGGGUGGCUUUGGUGGAAAAUCAUAAAAAAUAUUUGUUGGCCUGUUAUGGCCUGUAUGUCGAUUGCCUGUCUUUGAUAUAAUUCCUUGUUAAGUAUAAUUUAAUAAUAACGGGAAGACGAAAAGGCACAGGGGAAAAGAAGGCAACAAGAGGAAAGGAAUAACCUAUUAAAGCUUGUACCAUUCUUCGAGAAUGAUCUCUUGAAAAUUUUCAGAAAAAUUUUUAGGACAAAUCUUAUGUUCACAGAUCUUUUUCAACACGAAACAAAUAAAAAAUGAUGUUCGUUACCAUA
Molecule: messenger RNA, 1786 nt
Organism: Ceratina calcarata
Lineage: Eukaryota; Metazoa; Arthropoda; Insecta; Hymenoptera; Apidae
Gene: Srp54k
Product: signal recognition particle 54k
Exons: 9
Coding region: 1-1521 (506 amino acids)
Biological process (GO): SRP-dependent cotranslational protein targeting to membrane, translocation; SRP-dependent cotranslational protein targeting to membrane
Cellular component (GO): signal recognition particle, endoplasmic reticulum targeting; cytosol
Molecular function (GO): GTP binding; endoplasmic reticulum signal sequence receptor activity; ATP hydrolysis activity
Source: RefSeq, a predicted model, not a curated record